Thelazia callipaeda (thelaziosis nematode) is the source of this 1419-nucleotide messenger RNA. The record is from the annotation of a GenBank genome assembly. Lineage: Eukaryota; Metazoa; Nematoda; Chromadorea; Rhabditida; Thelaziidae.
AUGCAAGUAUCGUUAUUGAAAAGUUGUACAGUGUUGUGUCAAAUCGCUCGAAGAAUUGCUGCUGUGCAAAGGCCUCCCCGAGCUCAAUAUGCCUAUCUUGAAGAUAGUGAUUUGCGCAAAUUUGAUACUCUCCUUGGCAGCAAAAAUGUUCAAAUUCAUGAUUUAGAUCCAUUCAAUUGUGUUCUUUUCCCAUCAAACUACGAUCAGGUAUCGCAAAUCGUAAGUCACUGCUAUUCUCGAAAUUUAGCGGUUGUACCUCAAAGCGGGAAUACAGGUUUAGUUGGUGGAUCGGUACCAGUUUAUGAUGAAGUAAUUGUAUCAUUAAAGAAACUUAAUAAACGAUUCAUUUUCAAUCCCGAUUCGGGUGUUCUGGAUUGUGAUGCUGGAUUCGUUCUUGAGGAAGUGGAUACUCGUUUAUCUGCUUGUGGAUAUAUGAUGCCUUGGGACCUUGGCUCACGAGGAUCUUGCUUAAUAGGUGGAAAUAUUUCAACAUGCGUUGGUGGAAUAAGGCAUUUACGCUUUGGUUCUCUACAUGAUCACAUUUUAGGCUUAGAUGUUGUCUUGGCAGAUAAGAAUGGUUCAGUUGUUAAUUUUGGAUCGGUUUUACAAAAAGACAAUUCAUCUUUGCAUACCCAUCAUAUUUUUAUUGGAGCGGAGGGACAAUUAGGUAUAAUUGUUGGCGCAAAAAUACACGCAGCACCUCGGCCAACUGUAACGCAAGUGAUGAUGUUGGAUUCAGAAAGUUGUCUGAAAAUCUUACGUUUAGCUAGAGGACACUUAUGUGAAAUUCUUUCUGCAGUAGAGUUGAUGGAUUUAGAAUGUAUGCGUUGUCUUUGGGAAAAAAAGCAGAUGAAAAGCGUUCUGACAACAAAUCCAGCAUUUACAAUACUAAUUGAAACAAUGGGUACGAAUGAAGCGCAUGAUAAAGAAAAAGCAGAGCAAUUUUUAGCUAAAGUUGUCGAUCAAGGAAUAUGUUCGGAUGGUGUGCAAGCAGAAAAUUCCCAAGAAGCUGCUUAUAUGUGGAAAUUACGGAAAACUAUACCAAUAGCGACGAUGCAAGACAGUUAUGUAUAUAAAUGCGACAUCUCUUUACCAAUGGAACACUUUUUUGUUUUAUCUGAUGUGAUACGGCAGCGUAUUAAGGACUUAGCGCAGCGAAUUUGUAUUUUUGGCCAUUUUGCGGAAAGCGAUUUACAUUUAAAUGUUGUAUGCGAUACUUAUUCUCCGGAAGUUACUGCAAGCUUGUAUCCUUUCAUUUGGAACUGGGUGAAGGAACGUGGUGGAAGCAACAGUUCAGAACAUGGUGUCGGACAAGAACUAAGGUCAUGUCUCGAGCUUGAUAAAAAUUACGAGAUAGCAAAGCAAAUUAAAAAAGUCUUUGACCCACGUGGAAUCCUUUCACCAUACAAAAUGUUUUAA